Choloepus didactylus (southern two-toed sloth) is the source of this 1815-nucleotide messenger RNA. It is a transcript of the gene DHRS7, whose product is annotated as dehydrogenase/reductase 7. Bases 122 to 1156 code for a protein of 344 amino acids. Lineage: Eukaryota; Metazoa; Chordata; Mammalia; Pilosa; Megalonychidae. The transcript is spliced from 7 exons. The record is from RefSeq and is a predicted model, not a curated record. Gene Ontology annotation, molecular function: oxidoreductase activity.
CCGCCUUCCCUCCCGCUCUCGGGCGGAGCCGCGGCGAACAGGCGCCGCUCUACACCCGACUGCGAUCCGGAAGGGCUGUGGCGUGGCCCGGGCUCGGUGGGUCUUCCUCCAGCGGAGGUGGAUGCGCGCGGCCACGAUGAGCUGGGAGGUGCUGCUCUGGCUGCUGGCGCUGGGCGCGCUGCUCCUGCUCGUGGUGCAGCUGCUGCGCUUCCUGCGGGCCGACGGCGACCUGACCCUGCUGUGGGCCGAGUGGCAGGGGCGACGCCCAGAAUGGGAGCUGACUGAUAUGGUGGUGUGGGUAACUGGAGCAUCAAGUGGAAUUGGUGAGGAGCUGGCUUACCAGCUGUCUAAACUAGGAGUUUCUCUUGUGCUAUCGGCCAGACGAGUGGGUGAGCUGGAAAGGGUGAAAAGAAGAUGCCUUGAGAAUGGCAAUUUAAAAGGAAAAGAUAUACUGGUUUUGCCCCUGGACCUGACCGACAGAAAUUCCCAUGAAGUGGCUACCAAAGCUGUUCUCCAGGAGUUUGGUAAAAUUGAUAUUCUGGUCAACAAUGGUGGAAGAUCCCAGCGUUCUUUGUUUGUUGACACCAGCCUAGACAUCUACAAGGAGCUCAUAGAGCUUAACUACCUAGGGACGGUGUCCUUGACAAAGUGUGUUCUGCCUCACAUGAUUGAGAGGAAGCAAGGGAAGAUCGUUACGGUGAACAGCCUCAUGGGUAUUGUGUCUGCGCCCCUUGCCAGUGGCUAUUGUGGCAGCAAACAUGCUCUUCGGGGUUUUUUUAAUAGCCUCCGAACUGAACUUGCUGCAUACCCAGGUAUAACAAUUUCUAACAUUUGUCCAGGACCUGUGCAAUCAAAUAUUGUGAAGAAUGCCCUAACUGAAGAAGUCACAAAGUCCUUAGGCAAUGACAGAGACCAGUCCUACAAGAUGGCAACUAGUCGUUGUGUGCGACUGAUGUUAAUCAGCAUGGCCAAUGAUUUGAAAGAAGCUUGGAUUGCAGAUCAACCUUUUCUGUUAAUGAUAUAUUUGGGGCAAUAUAUGCCAGCCUUGACCUGGUGGCUAGCCAGCAAGUUAGGAAAGAAAAGGAUUGAGAACUUUAAGAAUGGUUUGGAUGCAGAUUCCUCUUAUUUUAAACCCUUGAAGACAAAACAUAACUGAAGGAACACUUGCAUUUUCAAGCUGCUAGUGGAAGAAUGGAAAAACAUGAAAACAGCAAUCUCUUAUGCACCGAAGAUGAAUCUGUGACUUUACUUUUUAAAAAAUAUAACUUUCCUUUUAACAUUGUAAUGAAUAAGAAAAUCAAAGAUUGCCAUGAAUCUUGCAUACAUUCUUGGAUAAAAGAAUUUUAAAAUAUUCUGGCAUAUAUGCUUAAAAUCUAGGUUAACAAAAUGCUAACCAAAGAUGUAUAGUAAUUAAUUUAACAUAAAUGCAUGGAAUAUUUUGCUCAAGGCAGAGUGCUGGUUAAUGAGCAGAUACAAAAAAGUUUCUGAAAUGAUCCUGGCCUCCAAAAUGCUUGCACUGUCUUAGAAAACUGAGUUAAUAGGUACACAAAUGACUAUAAUUGGAAAGAGCAGGUAGGACUCAUAGCAGCCAUCAUUUAUUAAAUACCUGUUAUAUGCCAUUUGUUGUACUGGGGUGCUUUGUAUGAAUUAAUUCAUUUAUUCCUUAUAAAAGCCCUAUAAGGUCUGUAGUAUUAUCUAAAUUUAUUGAUGAAGAAAGAGACACCCAAAGCAACUAGGUGUUACUUUCUCAAGGUCACAAAACUAGUAAGGGGUAAAACCAGGAUUAAAUUCAGCUCAGGAUUACUCUAUUGGCGA